AUGAAAGUUCGAAGUUUCUUAAAGUUGGCAGGCUAUUACAGAAAGUUUAUUGAGGAAUUUUCUAAGAUAACCUUACCUUUGAUGAAGCCGACGCGAAAAAGGAAGGAUUUUGACUGGAAUGAAGAAUGUGAGACAAGUUUCCAUAAGUUGAAAGAGAAAUUAACAUCUGCACUUGUGUUAAUUUUGUCCGAUCCUGGUAGGAACUUCGAAAUAUACUAUGAUGCAUCAGGACAAGAGUCUUCUCUUGAAGUAAAGUGCAUAGAGAGGGAGAAACAAGCACUCCUCAACUUCAAACGAGGCCUCCAUGAUCCUUCUGGCAUUCUCUCUACAUGGAAAGAUGAUGAUUCCAAUGGAGACUGUUGCAUAUGGAAAGGCAUUGAAUGCAACAAUGAAACAGGUCAUGUUCACACGCUUGAUAUUCAUGGUCAUGAUGAUAUUCAAUACUUGAAAGGUACAAUUAACAUCACUUCAUUGAUUGACUUGCAAUACAUUGAACAUUUCGACCUCAGCUAUAAUGAUUUCCGUGACCAAAUCACAAAAGACAUUGGCUCCCUCAAUAACUUAAGAUAUCUCAAUCUAUCAUAUUCUGGUUUUGUUGGGAGGCUUCCUCUUGAACUAGGAAACCUCUCACAGUUGGAAUAUCUUGAUCUUAAAGUAAAUUCUCUUGUUGCCGCAAUCCCUUCUCAACUCGGAAAACUCACAAGUUUACGAUAUCUAGAUCUAAGUGACAAUUAUUUUGAUGGAGAAAUCCGAUAUCAGUUUCAAAAUCUUUCACUAUUGCAAUAUCUUGAUCUUCAAGAAAAUUCUCUUGUUGGAGCAAUCCCUUCUCAACUAGGGAAACUCACAAGUUUACGAUAUCUAGAUCUAAGUGGCAAUUAUUUUGAUGGAGAAAUCCCAUAUCAGUUUCAAAAUCUUUCACUGUUGCAAUAUCUUGAUCUUAACGGAAAUUCUCUUGUUGGAGCAAUCCCUUUUCAAAUUGGGAAUCUUCCAGUCCUGCAUACUCUUGGACUUGGUGGCAAUUUUGAUCUUAACGAUGCAAAGUGGUUGUCUGCUCUCUCUUCUUUAACAACUCUUGACCUGAGUUCAUUGCAUAAUCUUGGUUCCUCUUAUCACUGGGUACAAACGAUGAGUAAACUCAUUCCAAACCUGAGAGAGUUGAGGCUAUCUGACUGUGGUCUUUCAGAUGAUAAUGUUUCAUCUUUGUUUCAUUCUCAUUCCAACUUUUCCACUACUCUUACCAUCCUUGACCUCUCUUCUAAUAUGCUGACAUCGUCAACACUUCAGUUAUUGUUUAACAUUCCAUCUCUUAUGAGCCUUCGCCUCUCUUUUAAUAAUCUGACAUCAUCAAUAUUUCAUGGUAACUUCAACUUCAGCUCCAAAUUAAAAGAGUUGUAUCUAACAAACUGCAGUCUUAUGGAUGGAAGUUUUCUCGUGUCAUCCGAUGCCAUUAUCAAUUCUUCAUCUUCUCUUGUCACACUUGAACUCUCCUUGAAUCUGUUGAAAUCGUCGGCUAACUUGUUAGAAGGUCCCAUUCCAGAUGGAUUUGGGAGAGUAAUGAACUCUCUUGAAGUUCUCUGGCUAUCUUCUAACAAACUUCAAGGAGAGGUUCCAUCUUUCUUUGGGAACAUGUGCGCAUUGCGGACAUUAUCCCUCUCAGGUAACAACUUGAGUGGAGAAAUGUCAAGCUUCAUUCAAAACUCUUCAUGGUGCAAUAGACACCUAUUUCAGAGUUUGGAUUUAUCUAAUAACAGGAUUACAGGCAUGCUACCUAAAAACAUUGGAUUGUUGUAUGAGUUGGUGGAUCUGAACAUGGCGGGGAAUUCUUUGGAAGGUGACGUCACUGAGUCACAUCUCACUAAUUUCUCCAAAUUAAAAUGGUUGGAUUUGUCGUACAAUUCACUGUCUCUAAAAUUUGGCUCUAGCUGGGUCCCUCCUUUCCAAUUAAACAGCUUGAGACUAGCAUCUUGCAAGUUGGGUACGAGUUUUCCCAGUUGGCUCAAGACUCAAAGUUCCUUAUCAUCGUUGGAUAUUUCUGAUGCCGGGCUUCGUGACUCCGUGCCAGACUGGCUUUGGAACAACUCACCAUAUAUGGGACAAUUGAAUAUGUCUUACAACAAUCUAACAGGUACAAUUCCAAAUUCCCCAUUCAAGCUUCCUUCUAGACCGUCCAUAAUUCUGAAUUCAAAUAAUUUUGAGGGUGGAGUUCCAUCUUUUUUUAAACAAGCAUCGGAGCUGAAGCUUUCCGAAAAUAAAUUUUCAGAUUUAUUUUCAUUUUUAUGUGACAAAAGCGUUGCUGCAAACUUGGGCAUGUUGGAUAUAUCAAACAAUCAAAUUAAGGGACAAUUGCCAGAUUGUUGGAAAUCCGUCCGAUCAUUAUUGUUUCUUGAUUUAAAAAAUAAUAAUUUGUCAGGAAAGAUUCCAACUUCGAUGGGCACCCUUGUUAAAUUGGAAGCUUUGGUUUUACGGAACAAUAGUUUAUCAGGUGAAUUUCCUUCCUCUUUGAAAAAUUGUGGCAAUUUAAUGUUGUUGGAUGUCAGUGAGAAUUCGUUGUCUGGUCCAAUUCCAUCAUGGAUAGGUGAAAAUAUGCAGCAAUUGAUAGUCUUGAGCAUGCGAGAGAAUCGCUUCUCUGGAAACCUUCCCAUUCAUCUCUGUUAUUUAAGGCACAUUCAACUGUUGGACCUUUCCAUGAAUAACUUAUCAAAAGGAAUUCCAAAGUGCUUAAAUAAUUUUACUGCAAUGUCUAGACAGAGCAUCAACCAAAGCGAAACUCUAUCUCAGCUAUACUGGUGGUGGUACAAUGGAACGAACUCUGAAAUUUAUGGUACUUUGAGGAUUGGUGAUUACACGCUGAACAUAACAUUGAUGUGGAAAGGUGUGGAAUGUGGGUUCAAGAAUCCAGAGUUGAGUUUAAAGACCAUUGAUCUCUCGAGUAAUAAUUUAACAGGUGAAAUACCAAAGGAGAUUGGAUAUUUACUUGGGUUAGUUUCCUUGAAUUUAUCAAGAAACAAUCUGAGUGGAGAAAUUCCUUCUGGGAUUGGCAAUUUAAGCUCACUAGAAUUUAUUGAUUUGUCAAGAAAUCAUUUAUCUGGUGAAAUUCCUUCUACUCUUUCAAAAAUUGAUCGUUUAACGAGGCUAGACGUGUCACAUAAUUCCCUGCAUGGAAGAAUCCCUCUGGGAAGACAGUUGCAGACAUUUGAUGCCUCUAAUUUUGAAGAAAAUAGUGAUCUUUGUGGUGCACCGCUUCCCAAAAUUUGUCCAGGAGAUGAGACCACACUAAAGCCUCAUGGAUCAACAAAUCCUAGUGAAAAUCAAGAUGACAAUUCACUUUUCUAUGGCACGUUUUAUAUGAGCUUGGGAUUGGGAUUCUUCACAGGCUUUUGGGGCUUAUUAGGACCAAUACUGUUCUCCCAACCUUGGAAAAAAUGUUACAUCAGAUUUUUGAACAAAGUCACUGACUAUAUGUAA
Molecule: messenger RNA, 3465 nt
Organism: Abrus precatorius (Indian licorice)
Lineage: Eukaryota; Viridiplantae; Streptophyta; Magnoliopsida; Fabales; Fabaceae
Product: receptor-like protein EIX2
Exons: 3
Coding region: 1-3465 (1154 amino acids)
Molecular function (GO): protein binding
Source: RefSeq, a predicted model, not a curated record